ACUCCGUUACACAUAGACGAACAACCAUCCACGCUCACACUCACACCUAGGGACAAUUUAGUGUUCAAUCAGCCUGCCACGCAUAUUUUUGGAAUGUGGGAGGAAACCGGAGCACCCGGAGAAAACCCACGCAGGCCCGGGGAGAACAUGCAAACUCCACACAGGGAGGCCGGAGCUGGAAUCGAACCCGGUACCUCUGCACUGUGAAGCCGACGUGCUAACCACUGGACUACCGGGCCGCCACUUCUCCACAUGCGAAAUGUAAAUCAUUCAAUACUUUUGACUGUCAGUCAGCCAAUAUUGGGGAUGUAGUAUUAUCUUUAAAGCUUGAACUGUGAAAAACAUGUAUGCUGAUGUUUUUAAUUAAAUACAUGAAUGACAAUUUUCAUCAAGUAUUCUGCAGCGUUUCAGUAAGCCUUUUUCUUUGAAAGAAGAGUCAACCAAAUUCACUUCGUGGAAGUUACCUUCCAAUGCAUUGAUUGACAGUCAGUGUUCCAAGAAAGACCAUCAGGUUUGUGUUUUAGACUUACGCAGUUGUAUUUAAUUGUAUUUACUACUCUUUUGUUCAUCUGUUCACAUGCUAGCGACGUAAGAGGCAGAACUGUUAAACGCUGUUCCACAAGAUGGCACAGGUCAUGUAUCCACGUUUUGUAACAUUCCUCUUUGAAGGCGUGAAUGACAUUUUUUCAAAUGUAAGAUACACGCCGUUGGUCAAUUUAGCUUGGGAACUAGCUCCGCUGUACUGCGUUUAAAUUUGGAUUUUAUCAGACGUUCACCCAGCGCCAUCUUGUGCAUGUAACGCGGAACUACACUAUACAGGUCAGGAUUGAACGAAUGAGAAAACUCACACGCCCACAACGAGUUUGCAAUGUUGUUUAAAAAGCUAAUAUAUCGUAGCGGGUGCAACCCACAUUACAAGCUGAUAGGCUUUUUGUACCAAUAAUGUGAUGAUGUUGGUCGCAGCAAGUGCAGUGUUUUGUGUGAAGGAAUGUGUUGAUGCGUAUCCAUGGCGACCCGGAGCCACAGAUGACUUGCAUUUGUAGACCAUACAUGUAAUUGAGUGCUUCGUCAGGAUUCCACGUGGCUUUAAAAACAAAAUCCAUGGAAAAGAAGGAGCUUCACUCAAACGCUCGGUUCAGCUGCUGGACUCCGCUGAACAACCGCGCAGAGAACAUGCAGUUAUUUGAAGAGAGGAUCAAUCUAGUGCUGCACUGGUUUGAUUUAUGGACUGAUCGACAGAGGAAACGCAUGAUGCAUUCUGUGCUCACACGAUGUACCAAGGCUCAGCUCAGCAGGUACUGUAGAGAUCUGCUGACCGAAACACUUCCAACAACUCAAGCGGAUUUCACAGCGGUGUUGCCCCGCUUCCUGUCACUUUACAUCAUGUCCUUCCUGUCCCCCUUGGACCUCUGCUCCGCCGCCCAAGUCAGCUGGCACUGGAGAGUUCUAUCGGAACAGGAUUGUCUCUGGGCGGGGCGCUGCAUACGACAAGGUUGGUUUCUUCCCUACACGCCUGGGGAAAAGGAGUUUGGCGCCUGGAAGAAGCACUUCAUCUCCUGCAUCAGCACACUGGACAGGCUGACUCCUCAUGAAAUAGCACAACACUUCUGGACACUCAGCCAACCUUAUAAUGGGGAGGAAGAAGAAGAAGAGGAGAGACUGAAAGAAAGAUUAAUCAGGCAGAUGAUCAGAACAAAGAUUCACGAGGAGAAGAGAGUAGCACUGAGAACCAGAAAAGCCUGGAGCACCAGCACAAGGUUGGGUGAAUCUGGAGGCAGAGCAACCACCCUUGGGACCACAUUCAAGACCUCUGGACCUCCGAACUGGAGUCUGAGCACAAGCAGCGACCUGAGCUUGGAGGAAAACGUAGCACACAGCUCCAGCAGCGAAGAUGCUGUUUCAAAUUUUCCAAGCAGAGCUAGUGGGCCACUGUCCAAAUACGUCUUUAGACCUGCACCACGACAGCGCUCCAACAUCCACAGGAAUCCUGCAAACUGCUUGCUGUUGGUCUCCAAUAAAAUUCCUGCUUAUGAGCUGGUGCUGAGCGGUGCCAAGGCGGAUGUGAUUGUCGUUCUCUAUGACUACCGAGGGACUCUCUCGGCACUGUUGUCCCAGGUGGAGGAGGCUGUUUCCGGGCGCACUUUUAAAAGGCUCGGCCUGUUAGCGCCAGGGGGAACGGAAGAAAUUCACCUCUUUCACAACAUCUGCUUAUCAGACAGAACCAUACUCAUCCCAGCCCAUCGAGAUUUCUGGGAAAAAUUGUCCAUCCCGGUGGUCCCUGCUGAGCAAGGAGGCGGGAUCGACAUUUUCUCACCGUGUGCGGCAUCGACCUCAGGUGUGGCGCUCAUGCAGAAGCUGGCCGCUCUUACUGGGCUGAAUGUUUGGGCACCGAUGGGUUUCGCCACAGGAAGUUUUCAAAAUAUCCUCAGCGAUUGGUCUGAUGGAAGUAUCGGUGCCAUCGGGCUCUCCGACCCACAACCAGGAGGCCCGGCGCUUCAUUACAUUUGUGAGCCAGUCCUGAUUGGCUGGUGCAGACAGGCCCAGUGGAUUGAGGAAGCUCUGGCGGAGAUGAAAAACUGUCUGGAGUUCCGACUUCAGCAAGUUGGCCUACAAGCCCGGGGCAGAGCUUUGGGUCAUUCUCUGUGGGAGAGAGUCUGUCUUGAGGAUCUGCGUUUGUCCGAAGACCUAAGUCUGGCGCUCACUGAGGGACUCACUGUUCUCAGCAAACAAGCGGAGACGAGCCCAUUCGAGUUUCUUGCUGCCUUCCUGACGAAAUGGAGUGAUGAGAAGGAGACGAGAGACGAAAACUUACUUUCCAAUGUCCCUCUGAUGUCAGGGCUUCCUCAGACACAGCUGGACUGGAGAGGUGUCGUCGCCAGAGAGUUGCAACUCAGUGAGGUUCUGUACAUUAGCAGACUCAGCGCUAUUGUGAAGUCAUACCAGGAGCCUCUCACAGCAGCCCUCAACUCCAACAGGGCCAUUCUCAGUUUAGCAGACAUGCUUGUCAUCCUGAGCCCCGUUGCAAAAAUACUGGACCUCAACAGGGAGUUCAAGGCAGCUUUAGAUGCUAGACUGCAGCAGUGGGGUGCAGAGCAGUGUGUUGGCGAUGUGUGCUUGAAACUGUGCACACAUCUUAGAGUGUACACAAACUACCUCAACAACUACACAACUGCUCUCAGUGCCAUUGACAAGUGCAGAGAUACAAAGCCGGCAUUUCGAGCUUUCCUGAAGAGAACUGACCGAACUCUGGCAACCCACAUGCUGAGUUUACAGGAACUGCUGCUGUGUCCAGUGUGGCGAAUCCAAGAGUACACAACCCUGCUGCAAGCUCUAACUUUGCACACACAUGUCAGUCACCCUGAUCACACCCAAGUCUCCGGCGCCCUCAGCACGUUGCAGCGAUACACAAAGUUCAUCCAAAAGCUCAAACGCAACUGUGAAAGGGACCGGCUGUUGGAGGAAACACAGCAGAUGAUCCAAGGCUGUCCGAGUCUCAGUGAGGGAAACCGGCAGCUCAUCAUCCGUCAAGAUGCUGAUUUACUCCACAGCCCCAAUGAUCACAUACCAGAAUCUCUCAGGACCUACGAGCAUGUAGCAGAUGUCAGCCUCUUCCUGUUCACUGAUGUUUUGAUGUUGACAUGGAGGCAAAAGAAACACACACCUUUCACGGUGGUGCACAGGAGCACGCACACGUUCUUCGCCUCUUUGGCGCUCGCCACUCUGACUGUGAGGAAGAUCGUACAUUCGCGUUACGUGAAGCACGCCUUCAUCUUGGAUGGUUCCUCUCGCUCGUGGGUGUGUGCCACAGAACGAGGCCAGGAGAUGGAUCACUUCUUGUCCGUGCUGAGCAGUGCCAUGCAAACAACUCUGACAUCCACGUGAUCAGUUGAUAAUGCUGAUCGAAUACAGCAGGAGGUUUGGACAAUAAAUUGCACUUGUGUCAGGGAGUCUCCCCCCC
Hippocampus zosterae (dwarf seahorse) is the source of this 3958-nucleotide messenger RNA. Its product is annotated as epithelial cell-transforming sequence 2 oncogene-like. Gene Ontology annotation, molecular function: guanyl-nucleotide exchange factor activity; protein binding. The transcript has 21 exons. NCBI's taxonomy places the organism in Eukaryota, Metazoa, Chordata, Actinopteri, Syngnathiformes, Syngnathidae. The coding region runs from base 1102 to 3882 and encodes 926 amino acids. The record is from RefSeq and is a predicted model, not a curated record.